This is a messenger RNA of Peniophora sp. CBMAI 1063, 288 nucleotides long. NCBI's taxonomy places the organism in Eukaryota, Fungi, Basidiomycota, Agaricomycetes, Russulales, Peniophoraceae. The record is from the annotation of a GenBank genome assembly.
AUGUCACGUCUUCUUCCUGAACCACCAUGUCUGAUUGCUCGACGUCUGCCCGUCGUCGCGAGUCUCGAGUGUGCUCAUAGGCGCGGUGUCUCGUACCUGUUUCCUCAGAGGUCACUGAUUGACCACCAUAACGGCCCAGUCGUCGUCUUCUGUUACUCAGUGUACCCGCAUAGGCUUGCUGCAGUCUAUAUUGCUGGGUUUGUGUCAUCUAUUCAAAGCAUGACGUGCAUACUCGUCUCUUCGGUGAGUAUGUGCUUGCCGCGUAUGCUUGUCCCUCGUGUAUUGUAG